Hemicordylus capensis (graceful crag lizard) is the source of this 4295-nucleotide messenger RNA. It is a transcript of the gene KCNH5, whose product is annotated as potassium voltage-gated channel subfamily H member 5. The record is from RefSeq and is a predicted model, not a curated record. Gene Ontology annotation, biological process: potassium ion transmembrane transport; regulation of membrane potential. The transcript is spliced from 12 exons. Gene Ontology annotation, molecular function: voltage-gated potassium channel activity. Gene Ontology annotation, cellular component: membrane. NCBI's taxonomy places the organism in Eukaryota, Metazoa, Chordata, Lepidosauria, Squamata, Cordylidae. Bases 442 to 3453 code for a protein of 1003 amino acids.
UUCCCCCCGCGGAGUCUCUCUUGCAGUCUCUUUUCCUCCACUGGUUCUUCGGCGCGGCGCCCUCGGUGGGCUUGGAAGCGCGAGUCGGUGGAACUCCAGCUGUUGCCUCGGCUUGGUUCCUCUCUGCCCGGCGGCAGCUGGCCCAGGGGGGCUCGGGAGUGAGCCCGGUCAUGUUGUCUGCCCGCCGGGGCGGUAGCAGCGGCGGCAGCAGCGCGGCAGACGCGCAGGCGCACCCCCCUCGGAAGCUGCAGUUGCUGAGCUGUGAGCGCCGCGUUGCCACAGUCCGGGCUUCACCAGCCGCUGGAGCGCUACUACCAUGAACUGCCUCGUCCACCAUCCCACAGCUACUCCACGGCACUGGGCGCAAGACACCUUCCGAGCCCCUCCCAGCCGCCCCCGCUGCGACCCCUUGGCUCCAGAGCCCGGCUCUGCAGGCGCAGGAUGCCGGGGGGCAAGAGAGGUCUGGUGGCACCACAGAACACGUUUUUGGAGAACAUCGUCAGGCGCUCCAGUGAAUCAAGUUUCUUACUGGGCAAUGCUCAAAUUGUGGACUGGCCUGUAGUUUAUAGUAAUGACGGAUUCUGUAAACUGUCUGGGUAUCACCGAGCUGACGUCAUGCAGAAAAGCAGCACUUGUAGUUUCAUGUAUGGGGAACUCACAGACAAGAAAACCAUUGAAAAGGUCCGGCAGACAUUUGACAACUACGAGUCGAACUGCUUUGAAAUCCUCUUGUACAAGAAAAACAGAACACCUGUUUGGUUUUACAUGCAAAUUGCACCUAUAAGAAACGAGCAUGACAAAGUGGUUUUAUUCCUGUGCACUUUUAAAGAUAUCACUUUAUUCAAGCAACCCAUUGAAGAUGAAUCAACAAAAGGUAUCUCAUCGUUCCACUCUGGAUCGGGAAAAAGCAAUUCCUCUUGCUGGACCAAGUUUGCACGGUUGACACGAGCUUUGACGAACAGCCGGAGCGUCCUGCAGCAGCUGACUCCUAUGAACAAAGCGGAAGUGGUUCAUAAACACUCGCGGUUAGCCGAAGUUCUCCAGCUGGGCUCUGACAUCCUUCCACAAUAUAAGCAAGAAGCUCCAAAGACGCCGCCACAUAUAAUCUUACACUACUGUGCUUUCAAGACCACCUGGGACUGGGUCAUCUUAAUCCUCACCUUCUACACGGCCAUUAUGGUCCCUUAUAACGUGUCCUUCAAAACAAAGCAGAACAACAUUGCGUGGCUGGUCCUGGAUAGUGUGGUCGAUGUUAUUUUUCUGGUGGACAUUGUUUUGAAUUUCCAUACGACCUUCGUGGGCCCUGGUGGAGAAGUCAUCUCUGACCCCAAGCUCAUCAGGAUGAACUACCUGAAAACGUGGUUUGUGAUAGACCUCUUGUCAUGUUUACCUUAUGACAUCAUCAAUGCCUUUGAGAACGUGGAUGAGGGGAUCAGCAGCCUCUUCAGUUCCUUGAAAGUGGUGCGCCUUCUGCGACUGGGCCGCGUCGCCCGGAAGUUGGACCAUUAUCUGGAAUAUGGUGCCGCAGUGCUGGUACUCUUGGUGUGUGUCUUUGGACUAGUGGCCCACUGGCUAGCUUGCAUAUGGUACAGCAUCGGGGACUACGAGGUUAUUGAUGAGAACACGAAUACCCUUAAAAAGGAUAGCUGGCUCUGUCAACUGGCAGAGAGUAUCGGAACUCCGUAUCGGUACAACACGACUGGAUCAGGGCUGUGGGAAGGAGGACCCAGUAAAGACUCACUUUAUAUAACUUCUCUCUACUUUACCAUGACAAGCCUUACAACGAUAGGAUUUGGAAACAUAGCUCCAACCACUGAUGGAGAGAAGAUCUUUUCGGUGGCAAUGAUGAUGGUUGGAUCUCUCCUUUAUGCAACUAUUUUUGGAAACGUCACUACCAUUUUCCAACAAAUGUAUGCUAACACCAACCGCUACCAUGAGAUGUUGAACAACGUCAGAGACUUCUUAAAGUUAUACCAAGUCCCAAAAGGCCUUAGUGAACGGGUUAUGGAUUAUAUCGUCUCCACGUGGUCAAUGUCUAAGGGGAUCGACACAGAGAAGGUCCUUUCAAUCUGUCCCAAGGACAUGAGAGCAGAUAUCUGCGUGCAUCUCAACCGAAAGGUUUUCAAUGAACAUCCGGCCUUUCGGCUGGCCAGCGAUGGUUGCCUGCGAGCCCUGGCUGUAGAGUUCCAGACAAUUCACUGCGCCCCUGGAGACCUCAUCUACCAUGCCGGCGAAAGCGUCGAUGCCCUCUGCUUUGUCGUCUCUGGAUCCCUAGAAGUCAUCCAGGAUGACGAGGUGGUGGCUAUCUUAGGUAAAGGAGAUGUGUUUGGCGAUAUCUUCUGGAAGGAGACCACACUGGCACACGCAUGCGCGAAUGUACGGGCCCUGACGUACUGUGAUUUGCACAUUAUUAAGCGAGAAGCCUUGCUGAAAGUUCUGGACUUUUAUACAGCUUUUGCAAACUCCUUCUCAAGGAAUCUCACUCUUACCUGCAACUUGAGAAAACGGAUCAUUUUCCGAAAAAUCAGCGAUGUCAAAAAAGAAGAGGAGGAGCGCCUACGCCAGAAGAAUGAAGUGACCUUGAGUAUCCCGGUGGACCACCCAGUGAGAAAACUCUUCCAAAAAUUUAAGCAGCAGAAGGAAAUGCGUAACCAAGGCAACACUAUUGACCCGGAGAGGAACACCCUCCAGGUGGAGACCCGGACCAUGCUGAAUGGGGCCUCCAUCACUGGCACCAGCGUGGUCACCGUGUCUCAGAUCACACCCAUCCAGACCUCACUGUCUUAUGUCAAAACCAACGAGGCCAUCAAACAGAACAACAGGGAUGCUCUGGAGCUCAAGCCACAUGGCAACGGUGAUCAAAAAUGCCUCAAGGUGACCAGCCCCGUGAGGAUGAAAAAUGGGAAUGGGAAGGGUUGGCUUCGGCUCAAGAACAACAUGGCAGGGCAAGAAGAGAAAAAGGAAGACUGGAAUAAUGUCACCAAGGCUGAGUCGAUGGGAUUGUUGUCUGACGACCCGAAGGGUGUCGAUGGGGACAACGGUGUAACUAAAAACCCAUUGCGGAAAACGGACUCUUGCGAUAGUGGGAUCACUAAAAGUGACCUUCGUUUGGACAAAGCUGGAGAGAACCGUAGCCCCCUGGAGCACAGCCCAAUCCAAGCGGAUGCAAAGCACCCAUUUUACCCCAUCCCUGAACAGGCCUUACAAACUACCAUCCAGGAGGUGAAACACGAACUCAAAGAAGACAUCCAGCUGCUAAGCAGUAGGAUGGCUGUCCUGGAGAAGCAGGUGGCAGAGAUUUUAAAGAUACUGUCGGAAAAGAACACAUCAGAGACACCUUCUCCUAAAUCCCAUUUACCUCCUCAGCUACCGUCCCAAAUACCUUGUCAGGAUAUUUUUAGCGUUUCAAGACCAGUGUCACCCGAAUCAGAGAAAGAUGAAGUCCAGUUUUAAUAGAUGCCUAUCUCUCUUUAUAUAUGUAUACUGCAAAAUGCGUGUGCGUGCACACACACACAUGUGCAUUUCUUGUACAUGUAUACUCUUGUAUACGUGUGUGUGUGUGUGCGCAUGUGUGUGUGUGCGUGCACAUGUAUAAAUAUCUAUAAAUAUAUAUAAACAUAUAUAUUUUCACUUGCAUUCAAUAUGACUUGAACACACACAAAAAUGGAUUUUGAUAUGUAAAUAUUGCAUGUCCAGCUGGAUUCUGGCCUGCCAAAGAAAACAGUUAUUAACAUAGAUAUUGCUUGUACAAUAUGCAGUUGACUGCAUGCACACUUUCAAUUUAUUUAUAAUCUCUAUUAUAAAAUAAAAGGAUGGAUUUUGUUUAAAAAAAGCAAAGAAGACAAUGUGCUAUUUAAAGAAUCAGGGAUCGGUCUGCCAAUAUUUUCCAGAUUGUAUUAAUCUCAGAUAUUUUAGUGCACUGACCUUUAAAUUUUGAAAGAAAAUUCUACUACACCAGUUAAAAAGAUACUGGCAAGGUUAGCUGCACCUGGACUCAGAAAUGCAGGCUUGCAGGGAUGGAAUUGCAGUGCUCGCCUCAGUGGAGGGGUUGUAAUGCUUGCCUCAGAAAUGAGGCGUAACAAGCCCUACUUUGGAGGAAGAUGCUCCCCUUAUUUCUGAGCCAAAUCAUUGGUUGCUGAAAAGGGCAACUUGCCCAAUUCAAGUAUAGGAAAAUCUGGGAGACCAGAUGCCAUUUAUUAAAGUGUCAAUUUGCUGAGGGCCAGAUAAUCUGCAAACCGGUGAGAGAUUUGUAUAUGGGGCAGUAUAUAAAUGCAAUAAAUAAAUAAAAUACUGGC